GAAAAAUAUAAUAACAAUAGAGCACUUGUGUUCCUAAAUCGCGAAGUAACCGGUUGAACCUGCAGGCCGCAUCAUGUCUCUGGGACCAUUCUUCCGCUCACCGUUUACCGAUCUGACCGCGUCGAUGGUCAACUUCCAGCAGUACCACAAGUGUGGCGAGCUAGAGAUGGCAUCGAUCGACUGCUUGGAAGCCUACGGUACCGUGCGUGGUGCGAAGAAGUGUGCUGAUCUGUUGGCCGACUUUCAGGAGUGCGCGUUUAUGGCGAAGCAGAUUGCGCGAUUCCGGGCUAUGCGAAUGGAAAGACAUCGCCAGGGAUGGAAUGGUGAACGCAAGGGUGAUGAAUAUUACGCUCCACCACCACGUGUUGAUGCCUACUAGAACGUGAUUUGGUGCAUGAGUUAUUCGCCCUAUAGAGGAAUUCGCAUAUUCCUUGUAAAUUACUAUUGAAAUACAUUCAUCCGCUAUAUA
Anopheles moucheti is the source of this 469-nucleotide messenger RNA. RefSeq lists its product as uncharacterized. Lineage: Eukaryota; Metazoa; Arthropoda; Insecta; Diptera; Culicidae. The coding region runs from base 74 to 379 and encodes 101 amino acids. The transcript is spliced from 3 exons. The record is from RefSeq and is a predicted model, not a curated record.